CUGAUCUCUUCCUGAGAUCGCUUGGCAGUUCCCAGAUGUGCCAGGGCCUCUCCUGUGCAGUGGUGUCACUCUUGACCUGUGCAGGGCUUUUCCCUAAACCCGCAGCUAAUGGUUCAAGGACAGAGACAUGACUUACAGGGACUUGUGUCUCCUGGUUUCCAGCAGUAAAUAUUUAUUAAAUGAAACUUGGUUCAGGCUGCCUAUCAAGGCGAGGAGGAAGUGACGCCUCCUGGCAGGUUUUGUCCUCCAGGCAGGGUACCUGUUCCUGCAUAAUUGAGAGGAAACUCCGGGGGCUGGACUCGUGGCACAGCCAUUAAGUUCUGCUUCUCAGUGGCCCACAGUUUGCCGGUUCGGAUCCCGGAUGUGCCAUGCUGUGGUAGGCGUCACACGUGUAAAGUAGAGGAAGAUGGGCACAAUGUUAGCUCAGGGCCAGUCUUCCUCAGAAAAAUGAGGAGGAUUGGCAGUAGUUAGCUCAGGGCUAACCUUCCUCAAAAACCAAAAAAGAAAGGACACUCCGCUAGAGUGAAGGCUGUCUCACCCUUUCACAGAGAUCAGGUGACAGUUUUGGGCUGUGAGUGUCAGAGCAAGGGCAUCACAGCUUAAGAAAGACGUGAGAAAUUAGGAGACCCCUCAGAGGACAGCUGUCAUGAAGAUAAGGAGUUUGGAAAAGAAGAUGUAGGAGGAGGGGAGGGAAGUACUGGGAUUAUUUAAACCUGACAGGAGGAGCCUGAAGAAAGUGUGACAGGUGGUUGAUUUUGGAACAUACGUGGGGUGAUCAUAUAGAGCAGAGCUUCUCAGCCUUUUUCGUGGCAGGUGCUCUUAGGAAGAGAUCAUAUUUAAAGGGCCCACAAGGGCACUUGGAUGAGGCUGCACAAGAUGAGAUUCUGCCCUGGGCUUUGACACUCCUGGGUCCCACCUGCCACCCGAGGGCUGAGGGGAUCAACAGCUUAGCACAAUACAACCUAUCCCAGCCUUUGGGGAGUAUAUGGACUGAAUGUUUGUGUCCCCCCAGUUCACAUGUUGGAACCUAAUCCCAAUGUGAUGGCAUUAGGAGAUGGGGCCUUUGGGAGGUGGUUCGGUGAUGAGGGUGGAGCCCUCAUGAAGUGGAUUAGUGUCCUCAUACAAGAGACCUCACAGAGCUCCCUCACCCUCUUUUUCCACCACGUGAGGUUGCAGGGAGAAGGCAACUGUCUGUGAUCCAGGAAGUGAGCCUGGCCAGACACUGAAUCUGCUGGUGUCUUGAUCUUGGACUUCCAAGCCUCCAGAACUGUGAGAAAUCAAUGUUUGGGGUUUAAGCCUCCCAGUCUGUGGUGUUUUGUCACAGCAGCCUGCACUGACUAAGGGAUGUGUACACCUGUAGAGGGCAGGGACUGUCUGUAUUUUAGGUAGAGUAAGAAAAAGUGGGCUCAAAAUAAAAAAGGAAAGAUUGAAGUAAAAAGAGAAAACGUUUUAUUCCGGGAUUUGGAAAUACUGGACUGGUUUAUCAAAGGAUGUGUGUGUGUGUGUGUGUGUAUGUGUGAGUGUGUGUGUAUGUGUAGCAUGUGCUGAAAGUCUUUUUCCAGUUUAAGCUUCACUAACUUCAGAAAAAUAAGUGCUAAAGACCUACCCCAAGAUCAUUGGAAGGUUAUUUACAUUUAUCUUAUAAAUUUAUUGUUAGUUUUCUGAAUGUUGAAUAAUGACUUAUUCAUUUUAAUUAUUUGACUUAGCCUCUUGAAGAUGGUAAAGUCUAACUGAAACAAAAACCUAAAAUUUACUGUUUGCUAUUCACAAAACUAAGUGUAGAAGAACACUAAGUUCCAAAUCUGGGUUUGUGUAAGGCAAAAAUAUUCUAUAGGGAAGAUGGAUUUGAGGCCAUAUGUGAUCCUGUGUGUAAACGUCUGGGUACAAGCCUAAGUUCCAGGCAGCCUUUCACUUUCAAGGCAGGAGAAUUGGUGAGACCCACGUCUAGUUCUCCAAACAGUAAAGGGGGACCCAGGUAAUAUCUGGGUUACAAAUAAGAAAAGCAGAAAAUUUCAAUAAGGCAAACAUAUGAUAUGAUGAAAAGGUGGAGUUGGGAAAAUAGGAUGACAGGCAGUGCAGAGGGACCUAGAAGGCCCAGGAGGGGUGGACAGAUGUGCUGGGCUGGUGGGUGGGGGAGGGGCUGUGGGCACACCUCUUCAUGUCCCCUCCCCCACCCUCAGAAACCCUUUGUGACUCUUCUGUGCUCUGUGAUGCAGGCCUGGGACUAUAGGCAAGCACGGGCACUCUCAGAGCUCAGUUGCUUCAGGCAGCCUCGAGAUUCAGACAAUGGAGUUCAGCCAUUGGAAUGUUCUCUCAUUUCUGAAUAGCCCUAUUGAGUUGUGUCUGAGCGUCUGCUCAGCAUUCUUAGAUACUGACCCUAACCUCACCUUCCUGUGUGGGUUGUGGUUGCUCCUUCUGUUCCUGUGCUACCUGGUGUGGAUUCCAUCUUUACCAACCUUCUGGAAAACCAAAGAUUUCCAAAAGCGUCAGGGCACAGCCAAGAGGAGAAGGAAAGGUGGAACAUUGGGAGGUUGGAGACAUUACGAGAGAGAAAGAGAGGAGAAAAGGAAGCUGCUUUCUAUUCUGAAAAGCCCCUCAGGCCAGCAUCAUGAUACCAUCCGCUUUCGUCAACUGCUCUGUCAAGAUCCCUCCUGUGAGGUGUGUAAUAGCACAACUGUGGAGGUCAAUCAGCUGCUGUUCCUGGAGGACCUGGAAGAUGAUACCCUCUCUGUGUCCUCUUUGGCUUCCACAGCUUCUGUGACUGAGUCAUCAUUCACUCUGUCCUCUGCCUUCUGAGCAGUCCCUUCAGGAGACCUAAUACUAGCCUCUCAGCCUGAGCCUUCCCCAUCACUCCCCUCCAUUGUCUCACCUAACCCAAUGACACCCUUAGCUGACUUUCUUUCACCAUCACCAAUGGGUCACUCUCUGCCACCAGAACCUUUUCCUCCCAUGGAUUCAAAAUUUCCAGGGGACCAUUUCCCACACCAACCCCUAGCCUUUCCCCCUCUCCCACCACAUGACACUCAGACAGUGGAUCCUGUUCUCCAACCAGAGGCCACUUUGUCCAUGCAUACCAUCUUCUCUCUUGAUCCUCCUCUUUCCCCAGAUGUCAACCUCUUAUCAAAUUUGUCCCAGACAAUGAAUCCCACUGAUGUAUCAGCUUGUCAUGAUGCAUCAUCAAGCCUGUCUGUUUCACCACCACCAGACCACCCUUUAACCAUGACUCAUUCUAAAUCAAUUUCUAUCUUACUGAAGCCUGUUCUGGAGAACUCAUCUCCAGAUAGCCCUGGUGGGUUGUCCACUUGUGUCCCAACAAUAAGAGGUACUGACUGUUCAAGUCUGUCUGCUUCAGAGUUCUCCUCACGGCAAACUCAUGCCAAAGACUUGUUCCCUUCCACCUUGGCACUAGAUGAUCUCAAUGAAGAGUAUUUUUCCCUCCAUUCUUCAGAGGCCUCUUCUCAGGGAAACCCUGCAGCCAACCUUGUAGAGCCUGGAAACCUCUUGUUUUGCAGCCCCAAAGUGCUGGCACUCCUGGAGGG
Molecule: messenger RNA, 3539 nt
Organism: Equus caballus (horse)
Lineage: Eukaryota; Metazoa; Chordata; Mammalia; Perissodactyla; Equidae
Product: spermatogenesis-associated protein 31D1
Source: RefSeq, a predicted model, not a curated record